AUGUACCUCACUUCUGCUCAUCUCAUCUUGUACAAGGACCAAAAAAGUGCAGAGGUAAGAUUUGUUUUUUAAGGAAGUAUCUGGAGAGAGAAUUUGAAAAUAAUCUAACGGUGCGACUUCGGAAUAGACUUUGUCUCGAAAUGAAGUAGUUUCGGAAAAAAACCAUUCCGAAAUAAACUUUCCUCAAAAUACAACUGCUGCGUUAUAGAACUGUUCCGAAAUAGAACAAUUCUCGAUGAGGUUUGUGUAUUUGGUGUAUUUCAAAACAGUUAUAUUUCGCAGCACUUCUAUUCCGAGACAAGUUCUAUUUCAAAAUCACCAAUCUUACACUGCAGAAAUGUACCGUUUAUCCCUAUCAACCCACGUGGGGGUAGAGCGACAUUGUCAGAAUCUUGAGGCGCUACUUUUUCUCCGUAUCCACACGAUCAACCGAUACUUCUUCGAGAAAAUGUUGAGUAAUUUUUGAAAAGGUGCAUGAAAAGCAUGACAAACUUUCAACGGAUCCCGGAAACGUCCCAUCAUGCCACCGCAAUACUUUUCUCAUAUGAAUCGACGUGCAACGAUAGAAAUAAGAAAAGGAAACAACAUAGGAACGGAGGCUGUCACGGAUAUAUUAGAUUUGGCAACGGUUAAAUUGAACCAUCAAUUUUUCCUUCUUUUUCAUCACGUACCUUGCGUGUGUAAUACAAUAUUGUUUAAUACACACUGUGUAUUAAACAAGACUUUGAGCGUGGGCCCGCUGCGCGAUCCGAGCUUACGCUCGGAAGUGGCUUCGCUGCAUGUUUUCUUCGCAAAAGCGUUCAACGGUUCGCGUGUUCAUUUCUUACUUUCUCCGGCAACUAUUUCCGUUUUAGAAAUGAGAAACAAUGGGUUUUUGGGGAAGAGGCUAAUGUGCGGACGAACUAAGAUGCAAAUAAAUCAUUCUCUCUUCUCUGCGCUUCGAGAGAAUGUUUUUCUGCUUCCUCACUUCGAAAAAAGUUCAACAUAGAGCCUUCAUUCGACAAAAUUAGAUUUUCGGAUUAGUUAGGCAGAUUAGUUAUUAUAGGGGCACCGCACAGAAAUGGCGCUCUGUUGAGAAACUCUUUUUGCAGUGCAAAUUGAGCGACCGGCCGAGUUUGAAAAAUUAGGCCACAUUUUCAGUGGGAAAUUACUUCGCGGCCUAGAAAUUCGGCCAGAUUGCGAACAGCGCGCACUUUCUGUCCGGUACCCCUAUAAUAAAAAUAAUAGGGAACUUUUCAAACUCGGCCCCGAGGUCGCUCAAUUUGCACUGCAAAAAGAGUUUCUCAACAGAGCGCCAUUUCUGUUCGGUGCCCCUAUAAUAUCCGGUGCCCCUAUAAUAGGUAAGAUCGUUAAUUCCGUAGAAUGGCGUUUCGAACUCAAAUUCCGCCCAUCUCAGCCAUUCUCUCAAUUCGCUUCGGGAUCCGCCCCUCCUAAAUGUAGCUGCGCCUUGAAAGUUCGCUCGCCGCGCGCGACCUUUUUCUCCGUUUGUCAACGAAAAACACACUGUUCUUAUUAACUGUUCACGGGUUUGUCCCUCUGUUUGCUUGUUUAUUUAUUUCUCCGUUUGUCCGUCCCCCCUUCAUUUCAAAAACGAAAAUUUGUGACGGAGAAAUUGAGAAAUGAACACCUGAACUUUCGAACGGUUAUAGGAAAGACACACGCGGAGUAGCCGCUUUCGAGCGUGAAGAGCGUGAGAAUUAAGUUCCAGCAAAUUUACUUUAGAAAAUUUUUCCGAACAUCUUAGUCAAAUCGUUGGUAUUUAAUUCCGAUGGUACAACAAUUUUAGGGUACAACAGGGUACAACUUAUUUCAGGGUACAACUUUUUUAAUUUUAGGGUUCAACAUCAUCGAUUCUAGGGUACAAUUCUAGGGUGGCUGAAGUCGUAAUUUUCGUCCGGAUCCAUUUUUCUCUUCACAGUGGUUCAUAUUCUAUCUAAACCAGAAAAGAAUGUGAUAUAGUACAAAAGUACGAUCAUUUGAAUCGUUCAAACAUCUUAAAUAAUUGUGAAGUAGCUCGAAUUCAAGUGAUUUCAUACAAAUUUUCAAUAACACUCGCUUCUAAACGAAAUCCGACUGAAAUUUCGCUUGAAAUGCGCCCAAACCGAGGAAAUACGGAAAAAGCUAAGUAGUUUCAAUUUGAUAAGCAACAAAAAACAAAUAAAACGCAUAAAAACAAGCUGGAAAAAGCGAACAGUACUGAAAAUGCAAAACUUCCAUAAUAAUUUCGACAUGCCUUAAAGUUUGCGCAAAAGCUGCGAAAAUCCUUAAAGUUUGCGCAACAUCUGUGAGGAUCCUUAAAGUUUGCGCAAAAGUGGCGCGCCUUUGCCGAGAUGUGCAUAAUCCCAAUAACUCGGGAAAACAUCGUUUUCUGUUGAAAACCCGUGUCCCGUAAAUCGACACUGAGAGCCGCACGCGAAAAUAUUUUUUCCAUUAAUCCAUUAAUAUUUAAAAUGGCCGUGUACUUCGCGAGGAUUCCUCGUUUCUUGAGAAGUUACUUGAGAUUCACUCGAUACAGCCUCUAGAGGAUUUGAGUAGUUAUUUGAAUGAAACUGCUCGUAAAACUUAAUAUUCGAAGAAAUUCGCAAGUCUCGAGACAGAAAUUUGCUGCUAAAUAAUUUGGGAAAAAAUCCUUUUGGGGUUGGUACAGACGAACAUUGUGGUACAUUUUUGCAGUGUCCACUUUUCUUAAUUUUCUCUCUGGAUACCUCUUUUAUUUAUUAUCUUAUGCCUCAUCUAUGGUUCUCAGAAACACGGAAAGCACUAUGACGCCCCACAAGGCGUCUGGGAUCUGAGGGGAGCUACUGUAACGUGGCAUCAAGAUGAACGAGAUGCGAAAAAGAAGACUAGAAAACAUAUCCAACUUGAAUUGUGUAAUACGAAAAAGUAUCUGUUGCGAGGAAUCAGUGAUAUGGAAGUUAUCGAAUGGUACAAAUCUCUAGAAGAAGUCAUUGCGAAGUUGGUCAGUUCUUAUUCUCGAAUCUGAAAUUGCAUGUUUUCUUUUUGGGAGACGGGGCAAUUUUGAGCUUAUUUGUAAGUGGGAGAUUAGAAACUAUUAUUUUUUUCGCUUCAAAAUACUCAAAGACAGAAGUAUAAGUCAAUCUGAAAAAUGUGGCAUACUGCAUAUUCUCGAGUGCGACAGCCCAACUUUCAAAGAUUCAAUAGUGAGGUAUUUACUAUAGAGGCACCGGACAGAAAGGGCGCGCUGUUCGCAAUCUGGCUGAAUUUCUAGGCCGCGAAGUAAUUUUCCACUGAAAACGUGGCCUAACUUUUCAAACUCGGCCCCGAGGUCGCCCAAUUUGCACUGCAAAAAGAGUUUCUCAACAGAGCGCCAUUUCUGUGCGGUGCCCCUAUAAUACGGUGCUUAAGAUCUCAAAUCAGUAUAAAAUAACUAAUACGAAACAAUUUAUUACAGCCAGUACCAGGGACUUCUACGCAAGCUGUGAUUGAUGUGACUAAUAGUGUAGCCCGCAAUCCGUCUUAUAUCGGCAGCACCCGACCACUUUCUCAUGCAUUAAUACCAAUGUAAGCUAAAUAUUUAGUUUGAAUAUGGAAAUCGAAAGAAGACGUAUUAGAAAAAAAGACUUCUAAAACUUGUGCCUGCUGCGCUGGCCGAGCUGACGUUUGGAAGCGACUUCGCCCCUUUUUUUACCUCGCAAAACCAUUCCAAAGUUCACGUGUCCAUUUCCUAAUUUCCCCGCUACAACUUCUUCUAUUUCAGAAAUGAAAAAGUUGCCGAAAGAAAGAAAGAAAUGGACAGACUCCGUUAAAUUUUUAUUAAAUAAGAAAGAUGACGAUGAUGAUGAUUUUUUUGAAAUGCUGGUGUUCCACGAAUUAUGCUUUUUCGCUUUCAGCAGUCGGAGCAUGCGUAGCCGUGACGAACCAAUGUCUCAAUCGGCAUUCGAAACCAUGUCGACGAGUGCGACAAUCGAUGAAUCACGACCUUCAAAAGAGACUAUUUUGGAGAAGCUUCGCCGGUUUUUCCGAACAAGACCAACAGUAGAGACUCUCAAAGAAAAAGGAAUUUACAAACGUGAGAAGAAAAAACAUUUACUAUAAAAGUUUUCAUUUUUUCAGCGGAACCAGUUUUUGGCUCAACGCUUUCGGCUAUCUGUCAACGCGAGAACUCUUUAGUUCCUAAGUUUAUCCGAAUUAUCACAGAAGUCAUUGAGAGCAAGGGACUUGAAACCGACGGUAUUUAUCGGUGAGCUUCCGAUUUUACUUUGUUGAAAUUUAAAUUUGUUAUAUUCAGUGUAAGCGGAAAUUUGUCAGCUGUUCAAAAAAUUCGAUGCCAGGCGGAUCAAGACAACUAUAAAGCACUUGUGGCAGAAGAAGACAUUCACGUGCUUACAGGGGCUCUUAAGCUAUUUUUUCGUGAGCUUUCAGAGCCUCUUUUCCCCACUGCUCUGCACAAAGAAUACACUUCAGCAAUGCGUGAAUUUUGAUUCUAAAUUUCUCCGACAUGCAAUUAGUAUUACAGAAAUGCCGAACGUAACAACCCGAUUUAAGAAGUUUGAAGAAUUAUUAAGCCGUCUUCCCAACGAAAAUCGAGAAACCCUCAAAAUUCUGCUCCGUCAUCUCAACCAGGUUGCUUCCCACUCGUCACAGAAUCGAAUGCAACAGCACAAUCUUGCUAUUGUGUUCGGCCCCACACUUUUCCACAACGGAGAUGGAGUAUCUAAUCUGACGAAAAAUAAAAAAGGGACGAAAAAGCAGAAAAGUUCGAAGAAGGUGGUAUUUCUGUAUUUAAAGUUUGAGGCAACUUACAGUUUUUUUUUAAUUUCAGGAAGAGAGCCAACCACUUCCAAUACAAUCAAAUUCUCAUAUGGCUUUUUUCAUGAUAAUGCAGUCUCAGAUUGUGCAGUAUCUUCUGGAGUCUGCAAACAAAUUUGACAUUCUGAAAGCACCAGUUAAUAUUGGCCGAUAAUAUGGUUUUACGUGUACCGUUUCAAAUCAAACGAGCUCACUUUCUCAACAUGUCGUGUUCACUUGACGCCUCUUUGUAUUAUUGGGUGUAUUCUUGACAAAAAUGGGUAAACCCUGUCUAAUUUUUUUCACAGUUUCGGGCCAUACGAGUUGUGUAAAUAUCUGUUUUUUCUUCUUCUUCAAUUGAAAUCAACUACUAGUCUAGGUUCUAUAAUAUUGAUUGGUUUUUUGUACCUUCUUUCUUUUGCAGCCCAUCCAUUAGCUCUGCAGUGUUGGUGAGAAUUUGCGCAAACUACGCAAUUUCUGCUAGAACUUUUCGCAAAAAUUAAAGUUUGCGCUAAAAUUGUGGGGACCCUUAAAGUUCGCGCAAAUUCUGAAAUAUUUAUUUAUUCACGUUUAUUUUUAACGUGGAGAUGCAAAAUGCAAUUUUAACGCAAACUUUAAGUGCCACCACAAUUUUAGCGCAAACCUUAUGCAACUUUUGCGAAAAGUUUGCGCAAAUUUUGACCAAGACUGCUGAGAGGGUUCCUAAUUCGUGAUUAUUUUAUGCCAAAUUUGCUUUCUCAAUCUGGAAUAAACUGAUAUUUUGUCUUGGUUUUCAAUGGAUAGAUCCUAUUUGUCAUGGCUCUUGAUUGUCCGAAUAAUUUUUCGAGAAUGUUUCAAGAUUAUUUAAGAGAUCGAAUUUGUUUUAGGAUGUCUAAAAAGAAAACUGUUUGGAUGCUGAAUGAAUUGGAAUCUUUCCAAAACCCAAAAAUCAAGCUGGAGCAGUACGCGACGUCUGCUGAACUUGCUGGUAUAAUUUCAUUUCAAACGAGAAAGCAUAGUAUAUCCAUAGUUUCAAUGAUGCAAAUGAUUGACGACACAGUUGGAAUUGAUGGUGCAAAACUAGUGGACAUUGGAUGCGGCUGUGGGAUGUUAAUGACGUCAGCGGCAGCAUUGUAUGAACCGGAAAAAGUUCUUGGAGUUGAUAUCGACCAAGAAGCGCUUGCUACGUGCUCCCGGAAUCUCGCUACUGCUAGAGUAACGGAAAAGUGAGUGCUAUCCAUUCACAUUGCUCCUCCAAAGUACUGAAAAAAUGCCUUGCCUAAUUCUUUCUUUAGUACGCGAAGACAAAAUAUUUAGAUUUAAAAAAUAUUAAUUCUCCUCAGUCAGGCAAAUCGCUUGUGAUCUAGUUAGGCGACCUAAUUAGAUUCGACAGUUUUUUCUUGGCGCAAUCGAGAUUUGAGCCAGCAGACGGUUGGCGUGAAACUUGAUUUGAGCACUUAUUAAUCUAGCUAGACAAUUUAUUAAUCUAAUUAGGUGUCAUAUCAAUCUUAUUAGGCCGCCGUUAUUAUAGAGGCACCGGACACUCUGGUAAAAUUGAAAACUUUCCUCAGCCAUUUUCAAACUUUUCGAGGCGCCACUUUAGAAAUUCUAAGGAAAGUUUGAGAAAGGCUUGAAAAAGUUUAAGAAAGGCUUGAAAAAGAUUAAGAAAGGCUUGAAAAAGUUUAAGAAUUUCUUAGAAAAGUUUUGAGCGCUUACGAAAGUUUGAGAAAGGCUUGGAAAAGUUUAAGAAGUUCUUGAAAAGUUUGAGAAAUUCUUGGAAAAGUUUUGACCGCUUGAAAAAGUUUAAGAAUUUCUUAGAAAAGUUUUUUGUCUUGAGAAAGUUUAGAAAAGUUUGAAAAUGGCUGAGGAAAGUUUUCAAUUUUACCAGAGCAGAAAGGGCGCGCUGUUCGCAAUCUGGCUGAAUUUCUAGACCGCGAAGUAAUUUUCCACUGAAAACGUGGCCUAACUUUUCAAACUCGGCCCCGAGGUCGCCCAAUUUGCACUGCAAAAAGAGUUUCUCAACAGAGCGCCAUUUCUGUGCGGUGCCCCUAUAAUAGAUUAAUAACGAAAUUCUAGAGUAAUCGCAGUAAAUUAGCAAUUAAACUAGGUCAGGUUAGAAACGCGAAUUAGCUAGCUAGAUUAGAAACGAUUUGCCUGUGAUCAUUUAAAACAUGUUACAGUGCUGGUACCCCCUUCUAGAAAAGAACCGAGUUUUUUUUCAGAGAGUGCUCAGGCAAAUCGUUUCUAAUCUAACUAGCUAAUUCUCGUUUCUAAUUUAGUUAGAUUGCUACCGAUUUCUAAAUCUAGCUAGGUUUGCCCGAAAUUUUAAUCUAAUUAGAUAAAUUUUGAAUCUAAUAUCAGUGUUUUGGAAUCUAAUUAGCUUCGCCAAUCUAAUUAGAAAAUUUAUCAGUCCAGUUAGAAGAGUUUGCAAUCUAAUCGCAGUAAAUUAGCAAUCUAAGUAGGUCCGGUUAGAAACGCGAAUUAUUAUAGGGGCACCGAACGGAAAGGGCGCUCUAUUGAGAAACUUUUUUGCAGUGCAAAUUGAGUGAGCUCGGGGCCGAGUUUGAAAAGUUAGGCCACGUUUUCAGUGGAAAAUUACUUCGCGGACUAGAAAUUCGGCCAGAUUGCGAACAGAGCGCCCUUUCUGUCCGGAGCCCCUAUAAUAAUUUAAGCAACUGGAAAUACAAUAAACGCUGUUAAAAUGAUAGUAAACACGUUAAAAAGAUGAAAAUUCUGAACAAAAUCCGUGCACGGCGAAAAUUUGGCGAAAAUUACGAAUUCGGUUUUCGCGAUGGGCCUAUUACAGGUCCAUCAUAGGGCCUAUUACAGGUCCAUCAUCGGCGAACUUUUUCUUCUUGAUUCUUCUUGAUUCUUCUUGACAUAUUAUAGGCCUAUCACAGGUCCACGUUCUCAAUAGACCGAUCGCGAAUGACCUGUAGUAAAAAAUGGAGAGCAGACUCAGAAUCUGAUGUAUGACUCACAAGGGAACCUUUUAAGUGAUUAAAGGAACCGGCCUAAACUAACGACACAGUUCGAGAGAGAGACUUUCAAAACCUAUAUUCCAGUUUUCAAAAGCUGCUUUCGAGACCUCUGAAAUGCUGAAAUUCCAGUCCGAAGUUUGACAUUUCUUAACCAUAGAUUUCGCAUUUUGGUGGCGCGGCGACCCACCCUCACACCCUCGCCAUGCGCCACGAUUGUCACCGCCCGCAACACCCUACGAAAAUGUGGUCGAGUGGCGCAGGAGUUAACGGUGGGGUUGAGGGGAGUGUGGUCACUGGUUCGACUCCCUUGUUAUGCUUUUUCUUUUUUCUUUCUUUUUUCAUGUAUUUUUGACGAAAUUGUUUUGAAAUGUUGAUUUUUGAAGAGAUUAAAGUGGCCAACUGAAGUUCCUCAUCGUGUAUGCGGAAAUUCUUCAUCAACACAUGAAUCUUUUUCGCGAUGUUUUUUUUCAGAACAGCGUUUGAGUGCAGUUGAUUCUUUGAUCCAUAACUCGAAGGGGAAUUUUUGUAGAGAAUAAUGCUCAACUACAAAGUUGAUCAGCAUGACAUUUACUACAACUUUUCAGUUGACCACGUCUUUCUACAAUUUUUUGUUUUUGAGAUACAGGCUGUUGAUUAAAAGUGGGUCGUAUCACAAAAAUCAGCAAGUUUUCAAAAAAGUUGUCAACUAAAAAAGUAUGGAAAAUGUCUUCAGUAACGUUUCUUUAGUUGACGACUUUUUGAUAUCUCAUUCAAUUCGCGAGAUACAGCAAGAUUUUGCACUACCAUCUUUAACAGCCUGUAUCUCAAAAACAAAAAAUUGUAGAAAGACGUGGUCAACUGAAAAGUUGUAGUAAAUGUCAUGCUGAUCAACUUUGUAGUUGAGCAUUAUUCUCUACAAAAAUUCCCCUUCGAGUUAUGGAUCAAAGAAUCAACUGCACUCAAACGCUGUUCUGAAAAAAAACAUCGCGAAAAAGAUUCAUGUGUUGAUGAAGAAUUUCCGCAUACACGAUGAGGAACUUCAGUUGGCCACUUUAAUCUCUUCAAAAAUCAACAUUUCAAAACAAUUUCGUCAAAAAUACAUGAAAAAAGAAAGAAAAAAGAAAAAGCAUAACAAGGGAGUCGAACCAGUGACCACACUCCCCUCAACCCCACCGUUAACUCCUGCGCCACUCGACCACAUUUUCGUAGGGUGUUGCGGGCGGUGACAAUCGUGGCGCAUGGCGAGGGUGUGAGGGUGGGUCGCCGCGCCACCAAAAUGCGAAAUCUAUGGUUAAGAAAUGUCAAACUUCGGACUGGAAUUUCAGCAUUUCAGAGGUCUCGAAAGCAGCUUUUGAAAACUGGAAUAUAGGUUUUGAAAGUCUCUCUCUCGAACUGUGUCGUUAGUUUAGGCCGGUUCCUUUAAUCACUUAAAAGGUUCCCUUGUCAGAUUUUCAGAUGUGAACUUCGACAACUCGACGUUCUUGAUCCGAAAGCUGACUGGCCCUGUGGCUUUUUCGACAUUGCCAUUAUAAAUCCACCAUUUGGAACAAAAAAUAAUUAUGGUACAACCAGGGCUGGGUAUCAGGCCAGCUCUGGCUUUUCGAACCUCGAAAUUCGAACCAUUCGAGGCACUAGCAAUAAUCCGAUAGGAUGCAAACCUUGCGGGUCUUCUAUUAUAGGGGCACCGGAUAGAAAGGGCGCGCUGUUCGCAAUCUAGCAGAAUUUCUAGGCCGCGAAGUAAUUUUCCACUGAAAACGUGGCCUAACUUUUCAAACUCGGCCCCGACGUCGCUCAAUUUGCACUGCAAAAAGAGUUUCUCAACAGAGCGCCAUUUCUGUGCGGUGCCCCUAUAAUACGAUUGAUGUAUAUUGUCUAGGUUAACUUUCAGACCGAUCGAAUUAUCUGGUUUUAAUCCGCACAUCACCGAAUCAGAUAAUCCGAUCGAUGGGUCUGAAAGGAUCCUAUCGGACUAUUGCAAGUUGUCCAAGACCUUCGAAAAGCCUCGCCCGGCCUUCUCUGGGUUCAACUAAAGUUAUUCCAUUUCUCGCUCUUGCCCCUUCGGCGUUUGCGAACUCAAUAUAAAAUUUCAGAAAUAGACUUGUGUUCGGUGUGUCUUUUCGAAACUGUCGCAAGUAAUUUCUCGAGUCAUUUCUUGAGUCAUUUUUAAGAUGGUCCGUUGACUUGAUUCUCGAGAACACUGCUUGUGUUUGCGAACACGUACUGGGCAAUAGCGAAAUUGAGAGCAGGUUCAGGGAAGCUUGAAGAAAACAUUUAGGCAUCGACAAGAAAUUCGUGGAGGUUGGAAUUCAGUUGGUACGACCCGGUGGUAGUGUCUUCUCACUUCACAAGUCUACCUCACGAAAUUAUAUUUUGAAAACGGCAAAAAAGUGGUUAAAUGUUGAAGUGAGUCUCACUUAUCUCACUUGUAACGUUACGUUUUAUAUAUGCAGGCAGAUUGUUGCGCGGAAAUGCGCUGGGAACUCCCGGCUACCUACAAGUUUCACAAACACAAUGCCGUUGAUAUUGCUGUCGACUUGAUGCAUUUCAAGAAAAAUGAAACGUCUACCACGUGA
Messenger RNA from Caenorhabditis sp. 36 PRJEB53466, 10261 nucleotides. Lineage: Eukaryota; Metazoa; Nematoda; Chromadorea; Rhabditida; Rhabditidae. The record is from the annotation of a GenBank genome assembly.